Cucumis sativus (cucumber) is the source of this 1038-nucleotide messenger RNA. It is a transcript of the gene XTH3, whose product is annotated as probable xyloglucan endotransglucosylase/hydrolase protein 23-like. The record is from RefSeq and is marked provisional. The coding region runs from base 22 to 897 and encodes 291 amino acids. NCBI's taxonomy places the organism in Eukaryota, Viridiplantae, Streptophyta, Magnoliopsida, Cucurbitales, Cucurbitaceae. Gene Ontology annotation, molecular function: hydrolase activity, hydrolyzing O-glycosyl compounds; xyloglucan:xyloglucosyl transferase activity. Gene Ontology annotation, biological process: cell wall biogenesis; xyloglucan metabolic process. The transcript has 3 exons. Gene Ontology annotation, cellular component: cell wall; apoplast.
CUCCAUCUUCAGCUUAUACCAAUGGCUUCUUCCUCUGUUUUCUCAACCACUCUCUUCCUUUCUCUACUCUUCACCUCUUUCUUCCUCCCCUCCUCUGCUUCUAACUUCCACCAAUCAACUGACAUUACCUGGGGUGAUGGUCGUGCUCAGAUCCUCAACAAUGGCGACCUUCUCUCUCUUUCCCUCGACAAGGCCUCCGGCUCUGGCUUUCAGUCAAGAAAUGAGUAUCUCUAUGGAAAAAUCGAUAUGCAAAUCAAGCUCGUUCCUGGCAAUUCCGCCGGCACUGUCACUGCCUACUACUUGCGGUCUGAAGGGUCAACUUGGGAUGAAAUCGACUUCGAGUUUUUGGGUAAUCUGAGCGGCGAUCCUUACACUGUUCAUACCAAUGUCUUCAGCCAAGGAAAAGGAAACAGAGAGCAACAGUUCCAUCUAUGGUUUGACCCAACUGCCGAUUUCCACACCUAUUCAAUUCUCUGGAAUCCCCAACGCAUUGUCUUCUACGUGGACGGAACACCCAUCAGAGAGUUCAAGAACAUGGAAUCAAUCGGCGUUGCCUUCCCCAAAAAUCAACCAAUGAGGCUUCAAUCCAGUCUAUGGAACGCCGACGACUGGGCAACAAGAGGUGGAUUAAUUAAAACCGAUUGGACUCAAGCUCCGUUCACCGCAUCAUACAGAAACUUCAAUGAGAACGCCUGCAUUUGGUCAUCAGGACAGUCUUCUUGUGGCUCCAAUUCCUCACCGGCCGCCAGCGACAAGCCGUGGUACUCUCAGGAGUUGGAUACCGAUAGCGAAGGAAAGCUGAAGUGGGUUCAAAAGAACUACAUGAUCUACAAUUACUGCACUGACGUUAACCGAUUUCCUCAGGGCUUGCCACCGGAGUGCAAUGGCACUGCCUAAGUUUGAGUUAUUCUUAAUUUAUUAUUCUUUUAUUGUUACUUUUCUUGGCCAGUAUUCAUUUCUAUUGUAUGUAAUAUGUAUACACUCACCACCUUUGAAUGUUGAACGCAUCAUUUAUUGAAUAAUUUACGUUGAGGUUUG